AUUCCUCUGAGCCUUGUUAUUGUCUUGCGUCGCGGCAACCCGUCCAGCCUUCCGCUAACUGUGCAGUUUCUUCUUCGGCGUUGUAUAAAGCCAUGUUCUGAAAACUGCCGUUUGCCUCUUCCUGACCGCAUAUUCAAGUCCCCGCAUACCGCUCUUCGCUUCCCUACCCGCAGCAAUCAUGGCUUCGAAUGGCGCAGCCUCGGGUAUUGAUAUCUCGCUACCUGGAAACCCGGGGAAUGGAAAUGCACCAUGGGCCCCUGGAACAGGAGACAGGCAGCCCCCAAACGGAGCUCCCGCCACUCAGCCAAGGAACCCAAACACCAUCUCUCCAGACUUCUACCCCCACGGCAAGCGCUCACUAUCAGGCAUUGCCGUGCGUGCCUUUUGCUUAGGUUGUGCCCUUGUGCUUGGCCUUGCUGGAGCUGCACUUCUCGCAUACCACGGCAGCCAUCUAUGGCGACCUUGCCUGUUCCUUAGCACGCUUGCUCUCUUCCACUUCCUCGAGUUUUAUACAACAGCCGCAUACAACACCCCAGUUGCCAAAGUUGCAUCCUUUCUUCUCAGCAACGGUGACCAGUACCGUAUAGCUCAUACCAUGGCCUUUAUCGAGACAUUUGUCACAUCGUAUUUUUUCCCCGGCUACCAAUCCUACAUCCACCCACCAUGGGCCAUCGCAAUCGGUGUCAUCCUGAUUGCACUUGGGCAGACUGUCCGCAGCAUUGCAAUGAUACAAGCUGGCACUAAUUUCAACCACAUGGUACAGUCAAGCAAGAACGAUGGCCAUGAACUGGUGACACAUGGGUUGUAUCACUACUUCCGACACCCCUCGUAUUUUGGCUUCUUUUGGUGGGGCAUCGGCACGCAGAUCAUGCUCGGAAAUGCUUUUUGCUUCCUGGCAUAUACUGCUGUUCUCUGGUCAUUUUUCAAGAGACGCAUCUUCCAUGAAGAAAAGCAUCUGCUAGAAUUCUUUGGCAAUGAUUAUAGGGAAUACAAGGCCCGGACGCGUGUCUGGAUACCUUUUAUAUGA
This is a messenger RNA of Bipolaris maydis ATCC 48331, 1027 nucleotides long. The record is from RefSeq and is a predicted model, not a curated record. Lineage: Eukaryota; Fungi; Ascomycota; Dothideomycetes; Pleosporales; Pleosporaceae.